This is a messenger RNA of Panicum virgatum (switchgrass), 3208 nucleotides long. RefSeq lists its product as uncharacterized. The coding region runs from base 53 to 2887 and encodes 944 amino acids. The record is from RefSeq and is a predicted model, not a curated record. The transcript is spliced from 5 exons. NCBI's taxonomy places the organism in Eukaryota, Viridiplantae, Streptophyta, Magnoliopsida, Poales, Poaceae.
GUGCAUAUGCCUGCCUGCCUGCCUGCCUUCGCCUGACUGCCAGGAGAUAACCAUGGAUUCAUCUGCUGACCGCGAUGAGGAAAACAACCCGCAGCUGCAGGCGAUCAGCCUGCCGGAAGAGUGUCUCAACAUCGUCAUUCUGUGCACCGCCUUUAUUUACAAGGCCAUGAAUGCCCUUGGAACGCUUGCGACUAUCUGGGCGACCGUAGUCCUGCUCGGUGGAUUCUCCACCCUUGUCAAGGAGCAGGACUUUUGGUAUGUCACCGUCAUCGCCUUCGUCCAAUCGAUCGGGAUUCUGGGAGGCUACGAAGAUCCGGGGCAUCAGAUUUUCAUGCGCGCACCACAAGCACUGAAUAAGGGCAGCAAGACCGCAGAUCGCGAGCGGCAACGUAGCUGGUGGAGGCGGAGAAAGACCCAACCUCAGCUUCACCAAGACGGAGGCAUAAUAAGAAGAAGGUUAAGUACUAUGAGGAUGAGCAAGCAAGAACGACUCAAAAGGAAGCAAGAGGAGGACAGGUGGAGGUUGAACAUGUUGUACGAGUGUCAGACAUUAUUCGGGAUGGCCAUCUAUGUCGUCCUGCGGCUGUGCCAAGUCGCGGCCGUGACCAUCUGCAUGGUCUUGUCCUUGAAGCGUCUCCGGAAGCAAGACUACGUGGAACCCCAGCAGCUUCAGCAAGGCGACCACCGGAACAUCAGCCAGUCCCUCAACAUUUUCUACGGCCUGGUUGUUGCCCAGGGGAUCAUCUUCAUCUGCAUGCUGCUCAACGUGCUGGUGUUUGGCCUCAAGAUGGUGGCCCUGAAGCAGUACAGGCUAUUUGGGCCCUCGGGCCACCGGAUCCUCAACCGUUACGAGAAGGAGAACUACCUGGAGUUCAUCACCGGGAAUGUUCGCGCCACCCUCAACACGGACCUGAUCACCUUUGCCAACAACCUGGCGGUUUCCAACUCGGUGGAUGACCAGCUAGAUGGCGUUCGGGCCAUGGACCGCAUCCUCAGGGCAGUCAGGUACAGAAACCUGACCCUUCUGAGGCUUCGAGCUUCCCUCGAUGAUGACACUUUGAAGAAGCUGGUCAGCAUGUUGGGCUUCGUCAGGACCACAGAGGAGCAAGAUAUCAGAGGCCACGCUGCAAGAGUAGUGCUGAAACUCACCCCAGACCUUCUGGUGCAGAAGUUCCCUGAAGUCCUCUAUCUCAUAUCUUCUUCCUUGCUCACCAGCACAUCAUCUAACAAGAUGGAUGCCGACCUACUCUGGUUCGGUCUCCGGAUUCUCGACAAGCUCACGGACAACCCGGAAAACUGUAGGCAGGCAAGAGGCGACGAUGGUGACCUACUACUGCUGAAGAUUAUAGGCCUCAUCACCAACCUUUGCGGUCAUGGCGGCACGAGCAACACAAUUUCCAACUCUUGGAUUGAACAAGAGAUUAUUCCUAUACUUGAGAAAGAAGACGACUUUCCUCCUCAUUUCCUACAGAAGAUUGACCAUGAGAUUAUUCUUGGCAUGUCACUCAAUAUCUUGAGCAAGCUGCUGGCCGCUUCACCGGUUACUGGUGCUGCGGUAUUUAUGAGGGAAAGCUCAUCACAAGAUUUUCACUUCCUGACCAACUCUGGGAUGAUCUGGAAUCAUUUCGAAGCAACAAGAGUGAUAUCGUGCUUAGCAGUGCAUGAGGCAGCUAGGGAAGAAGUUGGCAAGUUGCCUGACAUCAUUAAGAAUCUGAAGGACUGUCUACUUUCCAAGGCUUCAUACCUGAAUCUCAGUAAAGUGGCUGCAAAGUUGUUGCUUCUGGAGUACACCGCCAGCGACCACCUGGACCAGCUUAAGCUGUUCAUUCACGAAAAUAAUAUCUUACUACAUGAUCAAAGCUUUUCAUUACCAGUGUCAGCCUUCAUACAAGAACUUCAUAUGCAUGAACAUUCGACAACGAUGCAAGGCGUGGUACAAGGCCUUGAUCUGGAAGAUGUACUUUCAGCGUCACCGGUGAAUCACUCGGAAGAAGCUGCUAAAGCAUUAAUUCUGCUGACUACAGAGUGCGAAAACAAUGUCGAAGCUUUCCUACAAGAAAUCAGUCCACAAGAGUUAGAGAAGAUAGUGAAGGUGCUUUCUUCUUCUGAAGGAGAGAAAGAUAAGAGAAAGAUGAUGGCCUACUUUGAAGGACGUAAUCUAGACAAGGAAACAUUGUGCAUCAUCAGACAAAUAAUCUGUGCAGAGGGUGAAGAACCCAAAAGAAGUAUGCAUGCAAAACUCCUGCAGAAUUUGCGUGCCUAUUCUGGAACAAAAAAUUUUAAUCAGCACAUGCAAGUAAUUGACCAAGCGCUGCCAAUGGUUGUCAAAGCAAUCUCCGAUGAAGUGUUGAGAUUGGAGGAUCAAUCAUCUACUAAUGAAAAUCUUUCCCAUGAAAAUAACCUGUGGGUUAAAGAAGGCAAAGUAAUAGAGAGCUUUAUGGGACUCGCGGUGCAGAUUUGUUUUUCCCAGAAUGCAAUUGAUUUUGCCACAACACUGGAUGAUGCCAAUGUUGCUGCAGACACAUUGGUCAAGAGGCUGAAAAAGAUAUUGGAACUGUACAAGUGCCCAACUAUUGAUUUUCCACGCAUAAGGAGAUCCACACUUGAACUACUGACUUGGAUAGUAGAAUACAACAGCAAGAACAUAGAAAUACUCCUGCAGUGUGGUGUGUAUGAGCAACUGAAUGAAGUGGCAAAGACUGCCAGAAAACUUGAGAGCUUCAAGUUGUUUCAUAGUGGUGUCGGAGUUCCUACUAAGCCUAGUAUCUCAUGCAUCUCUUCCCUUGCAACUGAAUUACGGCAACAGCUUCAAUGCAGCCCCAGUUUCAAAGAAAGAUCCUGCUGCUAUAGAGAACGUUCAAGGACCAUAUCAGUUUUAAUUGAUUAAAGUCACACCCUUGGAUUGUUUUCUGUCAUGAACAUCAUCAUCCUCUUCACUUAUGCCACAAUGUAAUUUCGAGUCUGCGAGGUUGUAUUUUUGUUUGGAUUGUCUAUUUGAAUGGUUGUGCUUUUAAAGCGAGAGUCAGGGUUGUUAAAAUAAUUGCCGUGGGUACCAUAACCACGGUACGGUAUACUACAAGGUUGCGCAAGUGUGUCAUGCAUAUGCGGUGCUUGUAUAAGUUUUGUUUGUACCACAUCUAUCAGGUGUCCAAAAUACUUCAGUAAGUAUGGUGUUAUAUUGCAUAAAAAGCAUGAUAUUGAACAACUA